Molecule: messenger RNA, 3873 nt
Organism: Cyprinodon tularosa
Lineage: Eukaryota; Metazoa; Chordata; Actinopteri; Cyprinodontiformes; Cyprinodontidae
Gene: sema3fb
Product: sema domain, immunoglobulin domain (Ig), short basic domain, secreted, (semaphorin) 3Fb
Exons: 19
Coding region: 522-2951 (809 amino acids)
Biological process (GO): positive regulation of cell migration; negative chemotaxis; semaphorin-plexin signaling pathway
Molecular function (GO): semaphorin receptor binding; chemorepellent activity
Source: RefSeq, a predicted model, not a curated record
UGCUAGCGCCCUGCCUUUCUCCACAGUCACAGGAGCUCCUAACUUUUCAGGGCAGCAGCACGCGUCGCGCGCGCUCUCGGACCUUAUCUCACACUGCGGAGACUUCUUCUUGUUUUCCUUUCUGCUUGUUUUUCUUUUCCACUUCUCCCACGAGAUGUUGGCUGCGCUCGUGCGAGGAGAGCAUGUUUUGGCCUCACACUGCCGGACAAUUAAUAAUUAGGGGAACAUUGUAUUUUCUCUUUGCCUGACUGAUCACUGUCAACUCCGGGGCCAACACACGCGCUCUGUGCGCAGGUACUCAGACGGCCCCUGCACCGCAGCCCUGAGCUGAACACUGACUGCUGAAGAGUCGCGCAGGGAUUUUCUAUUAUUAUUGAUUUCAGCUUAGAGAGAAACACACACAGAGUGAUCGAUCUGUUGGGAUUGGUUUUUCCAGUGGCUUGCAGGGUUGGAUCUGAACUUGGAUUACGGAAAGCUCUGAGAUUUUAAGAAAAAGGGGGCUGUUGGAGGUUUUCUUCACCAUGAAGCUGGAUGCUAUGUGGACCCUGCUCAUCCUCCUGGGACUGUCCAGCUUGACCUCGGGGAAUACAAUCAGCAGCAAUGAAGUGGUUGCUGCUCCUCGAGUCUUCAUCUCCUUUAAAGAGCUAAGGUCUACCGGUACGGCUCAUCACUUCGCCUACCUGCUCAAUGCAUCUGACUACAGGAUUCUUCGAAUGGAUGAGGACCAUGACCGAAUGUAUGUUGGCAGCAAGGACCACAUUCUCUCCCUAGAUCUCCAUGACAUCAACAAAAGCCCACACAUUAUACAUUGGCCAGUGUCUGAACGAAGGCGAACAGAAUGCCUUGUGAGUGGGAAAGAUGCCAGUGAGGAGUGUGCAAACUUUAUCCGCUUGAUAGAGUCGUGGAACCGGACACAUCUGUAUGUCUGUGGAACGGGAGCCUACAAUCCAGUCUGCACCUUCGUCAACCGCGGACGUAAACCUCAGACGUCCAUGUAUCUUCAGAUGGCCGAGGCCAGGGGAAGGGCUAGCCGCGCGGCCGAACCCAGCGCGGUGCACGAGACACUUGGACUUAAGGAAGAGAUUUUCCACUUGGAGCCUGGAAAAGUGGAAUCGGGGAAGGGGAAGUGCUCCUAUGACCCGAAGCUCAACAGCGUGUCAGCUUUGAUUAAUGGAGAGCUGUAUGCUGGUGUCUAUGUUGACUUCAUGGGAACCGACUCAGCCAUUUUCCGUACUUUGGGGACAAAAACUGCUAUGCGAACUGAUCAGUACAACUCCAGAUGGUUGAAUGAUCCCACUUUCAUCCAUGUGCAUCUUAUCCCGGACAGUGCGGAGAGGAACGAUGACAAACUCUAUUUCUUCUUCCGAGAGAAGUCAACUGAAAUGGGUCAGAGUCCGGUGACCCAGUCCCGCAUUGGACGAAUCUGCCUGAAUGAUGAUGGAGGUCACUGCUGCCUGGUCAACAAGUGGAGUACGUUCCUGAAAGCCAGGCUCAUCUGCUCAGUGCCCGGGACCGACGGCAUGGAAACACACUUUGAUGAGCUCAGAGAUGUUUACAUCCAGCCAACACAGGACACCAAGAACCCUGUCAUCUUUGGAGUUUUCACUGUUUCUGGUUCUGUGUUCAAAGGCUCGGCUGUUUGCGUGUACUCUAUGGCCGACAUCCGCAUGGUCUUCAACGGACCCUUUGCCCACAAAGAAGGUCCUAAUUAUCAGUGGGUUCCCUACACAGGGAAGAUUCCCUACCCUCGUCCCGGCACGUGUCCUGGAGGUACAUUCACACCCAGCAUGAAGUCAACAAAGGAUUACCCUGACGAAGUGAUCAACUUCAUGAGGAAUCAUCCUGCUAUGCACAAUGCCGUAUACCCAGUGCACAAGCGCCCCCUGGUUGUCAGAACCAAUGUAGACUAUGAGUUCACCAGCAUCACAGUGGACCAGGUGACGGCUGCUGAUGGCAACUAUGAGGUGCUCUUCCUGGGAACUGACAAGGGAUCAGUUCAGAAAGUUAUUGUCCUGCCCAGAGAUGACCUGCAGACUGAGGAGCUGGUUCUGGAGGAGGUGGAAGUUUUCAAGGUCCCCACUCCUAUAACAACGAUGAAGAUCUCAUCGAAACGGCAACAGCUAUAUCUAUCCUCUGCUGUGGGCCUAACCCAGAUGGCCCUGCACCGCUGUGAUGUGUACGGUGAGGCCUGUGCUGACUGCUGCCUGGCCAGAGAUCCUUACUGUGCCUGGGAUGGCAAGUCCUGCUCCCGCUACUCUGUCUCACAGAAGAGGCAAUACUGGUCUGACCCCUUUAGACGAAGCCGGAGACAGGACGUCAAAUAUGGGAACCCCAUCCGACAGUGCAGAGGCUUCAACUCAAACGCCAAUAAGAACACUCUUGAGAUGGUGCAGUAUGGCGUAGAGGGAAGCAGCACCUUCCUAGAGUGUCAGGCCCGAUCUCCGCAUGCUAUCAUCAAAUGGCAUCUGCAAAGAGACAACAGUGACCGCAAGAAAGAGCUGCGCUCCGAUGGACGGAUAUUGAAGACGGAACAAGGUCUGCUGCUGCGUUCUCUUCAGCAAUCGGACUCCGGCAUGUACCAGUGCACGGCCACAGAGAAGAACUUCAAACACACAUUGGUCAAACUACAGCUGGUUGUGCUGUCAGGCCGUGCUGUCAACAACGCCCUGGUAGAUGGUGGCGGAGGGCUGGUUCCGUCGUCCCUCCACUCCAGCGGCAGCCAGUGGACCCCCAGUGCUGGCCAGUACAAGGACUUGCUGACCAUUCUGAGCCAGCCCGAGAUGAGCCUAAUCAAUCAGUAUUGCCAGGAUUACUGGCAAUUUGGAGACCCCCUGCUAGGAGCCCUCAAAGCCAAAGACCUGAAGGAGCUCAAGGAGCAGAAGAAGCCCCGCAACCGUCGGCAUCAUAGGCAGCGAAAGGAGGAAGAAGAGCAGCAGGGAGCAGAAACAUGAGGAAACUGACUUUGUGUUUGAAACAUCUUCAACACAGCUUUCCCCCCACCCGCCUUCACCCCCACAAAAACUGGGGAAAGACUUGGUGAGAGUAGCAGCUUCUAAGAAAAUAAUCUGAAAACUGAAUGAAAAAGGCUUCCAAACAAACCCCCCAUACACCCCCAUCAACAGUAAGAUAUAUGACACAGUAUUUAUUGUAGGUUGUAAAUAGUAUCAUUCUGUGGAUUUCUUUGUACUUACAGGAAAAAAAGACAUGGUCUUUGUGUAUAGGUACCAAUGGGGGGCAAAUAUUGUUAUUGUUGAUUUUAAUGUUACUGUCGUUAGGAAAGUCAUUUGUCAGCAUCGUGUGAACUUUGACCUACGGGAACAUGUUAUGGAGCAUGAGCUGUUCAGACUCAGAGCAAACUAUACGACAAAGUGUCUGUGUGAGAUGUGUUGCUGAGAACAGGUGAUGGGAGCCUUUUUGUACUAUCAUGAUUUUUUUCUGGACACUCCAGAGGAGCCUGUAAUGUAACCCCCCUGUGGCUGCAGACCGACAGACUGACUAAAUGAUGGAAGAGGAUCAAUGAAAUGUAGUCCUGGUUAUUGUUGGGAAACUCUUCUUUCUCAGUGGGAACCAUUGUAGGGUUUUUCUAUUAUGUCUCUGUAGAUGGGAGGACUAAUUGUAAAGCAAUGUGUACUGUUUAUGCAUACCAGGACAGUUAUUAAUUGGGAAUGUAAGAGAUUUAACAAAAAAAAAGAAACCAACUUAUGUUUACUUUCAAAAAGUAAAAAUUCCCCCAUUGUGUGUUGCCUUACACAAAUUUUCAAUCAGCUUAACUUUUUCACAUUAUUUAACAUUACAGAGACCUAGAUGUGUUAAAGGUAUAGUGUAAGAUUUUCACAAAUUUUUUAAAAGACCCGCCCUCUAAAAUAAAAAAAA